Symbiodinium sp. CCMP2456 is the source of this 1575-nucleotide messenger RNA. The record is from the annotation of a GenBank genome assembly. NCBI's taxonomy places the organism in Eukaryota, Dinophyceae, Suessiales, Symbiodiniaceae.
GCGGGCGGCAUCCGGAUCCCUGCAAAGCCGAAGGAGGACCUCACGCCGAGCCUCGCAAGGGCUUUGAAGAUGUAUGCGGCCGAACAGAACAUGGACAUCCAGGAGGUCACGGCACAAAUGGUGAAAAGCUCUCCGGAAGGUGCCGCAGGACAAGCUCUGAAUCGAGCUCUGGACAAGUCCCCGGACGUGAAGCAUGACAUCUACAAGUGGCUUACAGAGGCGAUUCGGCAAGCGGACAACUAUGUGGCGAUGUGUCGUCAGUUUGGGGAGGUGUUCACCGAGUGGAAUGUGUGGACGAAGGCUUGGAAUUUUCUCCUGGUGGAGAAGUUGAGCAGCAGCACUCAGGAGGAAGAGUGGAAGGAGAUCGCCUCGCAGUGCGACUGCAGCCCCACCUACGAGACCGAAGCCUAUCAACUGAAAGCCCGCCGCAAGUUUGCUGCCGCCAAGGGUCUCCCGUUUGACAAGGUGACUUUGAAGCAGGUCGAGGAGUCCGACCUCGGCCUGCAGGGCUACGCCGAGAUGAUCAUCACCGUGCCGGGGAUCGAAGUGGUCGACGACGACACGGAGGCGAAGACCAAGACCGCUGCCGCCUCCCGCAAAUCGAGCAAGCGAAAGGAGAAAGGGAACGACGAGGCUGAGAAGGACACCGGCAACCAGCAGGACUCCAAGAAGACGAAGAUCGAGACCGAGAAGCCCGAGCAGGACAACAAGAAGACGAAGAAGCCGAAAGCCAAGGCGAAGCCGGAGGGCAUUCUCAAGGAGGCAGAGACCACCGCCAGGUCCAUCGUGUUGCAGAUCCAACGGGCACAGCAGACGACAGAGCGACUGCAAGAGGCUUUGAAGCAGGAGCCAUGGGCCGUGCCGCUGCUGGGGGAGUUCGAAAGCCUGCAGACGGCGAUGAAGCUGCAGCUCAGCCCCACAGGAGGCGAGGACAUCGCCGAGUUUGUGAACGAGCUCAAGCUUUGUGUGUUCUCUGGAGCAGGUGCCAGCAGCACGAAGGCAUUGAAGAAGGAGUACAAGGACAACUAUGUUUCGAUGCUCUGCUUGUUCGCCGAUCGGUGCAAAGGUACGGCCCAGAUGCUCGACCUCGCCUGCAAGAUGGAUAACAUGUUCAAGGCCGGUUCCGUGGACGCCGACUCCANNCAGGAGGUCAGGCCCCUUGGGCUCUACUGGGACGGUGUCCGGUACUCCGUGCACAGUUCUUUCACUGGGUUCUACAUCACCGACAUCUUGUCUGGUUCGGAAGACAUGUGCCGCUGUGGCUGCCGUGGGUGGUGCAGCAUCUUUCCGCUGCUGGAUGCUUGGGUGAAGGAUCUACAGGAACUUCAAGCUUCAAAUCAGUGUUGUGUUCUUGACAUCCAAUGCGACUGGCCAGCAUACUUGGAGAUUAUUGGGGGUAGGUUUUGGAACCAUGCUGACCACCCGUGCCCCCUGUGCCGUAUCUCCCAAGCAGAAGUGAAUCCUGAAAGUGUGCCGGCGAUUACACUCGACGACAUCGGCCACGAAUUGUACUCUGCGGAAGACUACAACAAGGACAUCGACAACUUCACCAAGGUGCCUAAAGCCUGUGACUAA